Molecule: messenger RNA, 2801 nt
Organism: Podarcis raffonei (Aeolian wall lizard)
Lineage: Eukaryota; Metazoa; Chordata; Lepidosauria; Squamata; Lacertidae
Gene: TMC4
Product: transmembrane channel like 4
Exons: 16
Coding region: 361-2505 (714 amino acids)
Cellular component (GO): plasma membrane
Molecular function (GO): mechanosensitive monoatomic ion channel activity
Source: RefSeq, a predicted model, not a curated record
UUCCUGUGGAGUGGUACACCCAGGUUUGAGACUGCAUAGCACCUCAAACGGCCUGAUUUCUAUUUUGAUCAAAUUUUUUAAAAAGUGUUUCCAAAGGGUCAACAUACACACACUAUUCCAGAGGCAAUUAUACCACUUUUAAAAGGUCUUGUGGUAAAGAUAAACAUCUCUUUGCCACUGCUACUGCUUCUAGGCUUCAGGUCUGUUUGUUGCCAAGUUACUGCCUUUGUUCAUGGGACAAGCUAUCCGGAGAAAUCAUUAAUCCAUGCCCAGCCUUGUCUUAGUUCCUUGUUCCUGGUUCCUUCUACUGGCAAGAGUAAAGUGCACUGAACAGAAACUAGAGAAAUACAACCUGCAGCCAUGGGCGAUAGCCAGGAAAACAGUUAUGAGAGGAGAGAAUACAAAGCAGGGUCCAGCUGGGGUCGCCAUGGCCCGCCAUCUCUCUAUCUCCAGCUGCCAAGCAACCAGACACUGCGUUUCCGUGGCAACAAGGCAGCGGCCUGGGGAGCCGCUUGGGAGGGGGCAUCCAAACCUGAGGUUGACCCUCAGGAACUUGUCCCGGAAUUUGUAGGAGGGGAGGAAGAGGAAGACAGCAAGCCAUUGAAAGAGCUGCCCCUCUGCCUUGAGGAGAAACGGAAGCUCAGAGUUCUGCAGGAGCAAGCAGCCAGCAGGCUGAGUGGUUGGGAGCUCUGGCAUGUGUGGAAGCGGAGGACACUCCGGCGUGUGAGGAGCCAAGCGAGCUCAGCAGUCGCCUAUGGAGAGAUGUGGAGGAGCACGCUUCGCCACAUUGGAGGCCAGUUUGGAACAGGGAUCCAGUCCUACUUUAACUUUCUCCGUUUUUUGGUCUUGAUGAAUUUUGUUGCCUCCCUGCUGGUGGCGGGGUUUGUAAUUGCUCCGAAUGCGGCCUUUGAAGCCUUGUCACUCAAUCGGACAAGUCACCAGAACAGCAGUUUAGUGAAUGAAGCUUGUCUGGCUUACAACCCCACACCCAGAGGCUUGGUCAGCUUUUUUUCCUACGUAAUGGACCUUCUGUCAGGCAAGAGUUUCAUGGAGCUCACGUACCUCUUCUAUGGCUACUACCAAAAUUCAGCCGUCGAUUUUGUCGGCUUCUCGUACAACUGCCCCCUGGCGUAUGUACUGACAGCACUCUUCUACCUCCACUUCUCCCUGAUGUGGAUUGUACGGAGAUCAGUCUAUUGCCUCAAACGUAGCCUGGUUAGUGAAGAUGCUUCCCUCGGAUCCUACAGCAACAAAGUCUUUGCUGGCUGGGAUUUUGGCCUGGUGGAGCACAAGGCAGCACAAUUAAAGCACAACAGUAUUCGCUACGAACUGCGGAUGGAUCUAGAAGAGGAGGCAGUUCGCAGGCGCCAGGCAGAGAUGACCACGGCACAGCGCUCCAGGCUCUAUGUCCUCCGUGGGGUGCUCAAUAUUCUGGUUGUGGGUCUGCUAGGAGGAUCUUUCUACUGCAUCUACCUGGCAGCGACAUAUUCCCAGUCACUUCUGGGAGGGACAGACUCCCAAGUCAAAGGCCAAUUUGCCCUGGAGCUUCUGGUGGCUUAUCUCCCGUCGGUUGUCAUCACAGCUGCCAACCUCAUUGUCCCAAUGAUCUUUGAGAUCAUUGUUCAGCUAGAGAAAUACCCGCUCAGCUUCCAAAUCAAAAUCACGCUUCUCAGGAGCGUCUUCCUCCGUCUUGCAAGCCUGGUGGUUCUUCUCAUCUCUCUCUGGAGCCAGAUCACCUGUGGUGGAGAUAAACAGAACCCUGAGUGUCAGAAAUGUGGCUAUAACAAUCAUCUCCAUCCGUGCUGGGAGACCUCUGUGGGGCAGGAAAUGUACCGGCUGAUGAUCUUUGACUUGCUUGUCAUGCUGCUUGUCAUGCUGUUUGUGGAGUUUCCAAGAAAGUUGCUGGUGACUGCCUUCCCUACCUGCCGCUUGCUGAAAUUCUGGGGGCAGCAGGAGUUUGUGGUGCCUGGCAAUGUCCUGGACCUGGUGUACGGGCAGACCCUGUGCUGGACGGGGGUUCUUUUCUGCCCGCUGCUGCCUGUACUCAAUACCAUCAAGUAUAUUGUAGUCUUCUACUUGAAAAAGCUAACCCUCUAUGCCAAUUGUCGUCCGGCCGAACGGACGUUUCGUGCCUCCAGCUCCAACUUCUUCUUCCUGUUGGUUUUGCUUUUGGGUCUGGCUAUUUCCUGUGUCCCUGCCCUCUACAGCAUGUUUGUUUUGCCUCCUUCGAAGGCCUGUGGUCCAUUCCGGGGGGAGCCCACUAUGUGGAACACUGUCAGCAGUGCUAUCUCUGAGUUACCCCGCACUGCCCGGGACUUCUUUGGAUAUGUGGGCUCCAUAGCAUUUGCUGUGCCCUUGUUCCUGCUAUUGAGCAUCCUCAUGUUCUUCCUCAAGGCACUGGCUGACUCCUACAGCUCUGUGGUCAAAGGCCUUAAAUGGCAGCUCCGUUUGGAGGGUCAGGACAAACUUUUCCUGGUGAAACAGAUCUCUGAGCUGAGCCAGUGAAGCAAAUGGAUGCAUAAUGAGAGAUCUCUUCUUCUCAUCAGAAAGAAUGUUAGGAUAUCACUGAUUUUGGCAGUAUUGAUUCUGCAGAUUCCAUCAGCUCUGUUCUUCCAUACUGGAUCCCCUGGCUUUUUCACCAUUCUUCAUAGACAGGACUCUGACCAAUUUUGCUCUAUGACAAAUGUAUUGUUAUGUUUUAUGGGUGCCAGAAUGGUCUCACGUACACAGAUCCUUGACCCAGCUUUGAAGUGAAAUGCUGCUAGAUAUGUAACUGACACAAGAAACAAACACCUGUUGGG